AUGGAGCCGCAGCCGGGCGGCGCCCGGAGCUGCCGGCGAGGGGCCCCCGGCGGCGCCUGCGAGCUGGGCCCGGCGGCCGAGGCGGCGCCGAUCAGCCUGGCCAUCCACAGCACCACGGGCACCCGCUAUGAGCUGUCGGUGCCGCCCGACGAGACCGUGGAGGGGCUGCGCAAGCGGCUGUCCCAGCGCCUUAAAGUGCCCAAGGAGCGCCUGGCGCUGCUCCACAAGGACACCCGGCUCAGUUCGGGGAAGCUGCAGGAGUUCGGAGUGGGGGAUGGCAGCAAGCUGACGCUGGUGCCCACCGUGGAGGCGGGCCUCAUGUCCCAGGCCUCAAGGCCAGAACAGUCUGUGAUGCAGGCCCUGGAGAGCUUGACCGAGACCCAGCCCCCAGCGGCGCCCGGGCCGGGCCGGGCUGGCGGAGGCGGCUUCCGGAAAUACCGAUUCAUUUUAUUUAAGCAUCCGUGGCACCGACAGGGACCCCAGAGCCCAGAGAGGGGCGGCGAGAGGCCCCAGGUUAGUGACUUCUUGUCCGGCCGUUCACCGCUGACCCUGGCCCUGCGCGUCGGUGACCACAUGAUGUUCGUCCAGCUGCAGCUCGCCGCCCAGCAUGCCCCACUACAGCACCGCCACGUGCUGGCAGCUGCCGCUGCUGCAGCUACAGCUACCCGUGGAGACCCCAGCAUAACCACCCCCGUGUCCUCCCCGUGCCGGCCACUGUCCAGCACUGCUCGAGUCCCCCCGGUGCCCACCAGCCCCGCCUCUGCGUCCCCUUCACCUGUCACCGCCGGUUCCUUCCGGUCUCACUCAGCUCCCACCACCUGCCACGAGCAGAUGGACUGUUCCCCGCCUGCCAGCACCAGUGCCAGCCCCAUGUCCACCCCAGGGGGCAGCCCUGCUUCCCGCUCCCGAAAACCCGGCGCUGUCAUUGAGAGCUUCGUGAACCACGCCCCAGGGGUCUUCUCAGGGACUUUCUCCGGCACGCUGCACCCCAACUGCCAGGACAGUAGUGGACGGCCGCGUCGGGACAUUGGCACCAUCCUGCAGAUCCUCAAUGACCUCCUGAGCGCCACAAGGCACUACCAGGGCAUGCCCCCAUCCCUGACCCAGCUGCGCUGCCACGCGCAGUGUGCACCUGCCUCGCCUGCCCCGGACCUCUCCCCCAAAACUACCUCCUGCGAGAAGCUGGUAGCCACCACCCCGUCCUCGCUGAGCCAGGUCCGCAUGUGCAAGCCCCCUCUGGGGGACCGGCUGCGUCAGACAGAAAACCGUGCCACCCGGUGCAAGGUGGAGCGCCUGCAGCUACUUCUCCAGCAGAAAAGGCUCCGCAGGAAGGCCCGGCGAGACGCCCGCGGCCCCUAUCACUGGCCACCCAGCCGCAAGGCGGGCCGCAGUGACAGCAAUGGCGGUGGGGGGGGCGGGGGCCCCAGCGAGGCGGCAGGCUUGGGCCUCGACUUUGAGGACUCCGUCUGGAAGCCAGAAGUCAACCCUGACAUCAAGUCUGAGUUUGUGGUGGCCUAGGAACCGCGUUCCUCGCUCUGGCCCAGGGUGGCCGCCAGCCUUGCCCGGUGUGGGAGAGCCGGCCGCCUCACGUUGGGAAACCCCUUCCCCAACCUGCCUUUUUUAUUUUAUUUUAUUUUUUUUAAUUUCAAUUCUUACCAUGGUUUUCCAGACUCUCGGUGGGCUUGGGUUCCUGCCUCCUUCCUCAGCUCAGUUACUGGCCUCGUCCCCCCUUGCCUGAUGCCUUUCCCUCCUGCCACCCCUCAGUCUCUGAGCUGGGUCCUUCCCACCCACUUCCCAAGCUCCAAAUAUGUAGCAGUCUUUACAGAUGGUUGUGAGCGGAGACGAGGAAACCGCCCCCCUUCCCCUCUGCCUCCCUUCCCACCCUCUUCAGGUUUAAGUCAAAAAUGUAGAUCCUCAUGAUGCACUUUACAGAUGAGGGGGGGCCUCAGAGAGAUCUGUGCACCCCAGGCUGGCAGGACACACCAAGCCCCAGAUCAGCACGGACCAGGGGGACCCCCACCAAGGGACAGCUGGCUCUUCCACAUCUGUCCUUUUUCUCCUCUUGGUCUCUUUUUUCCGUUUUCCUUUUUUCUGGAAAAGCAAAGCCGUUUCAGGGGAGAGGCCGGCACCACCUGCCUUGGGAUUGGGCUGGGGUUGUAGGGAGGGAACGUCCCACCGCUGGCCUUUGCCCACCACACACUGUGUGAUUUCCUCCGAUGCCACCUCCUGCCCCACCCCGCCCCACCCCUUUUUUUCUGAGCUUGGAGUAUUUAUAGACUAUUAAUUUCUGACUGAGCCAAUAGGUUGGGAAUCUCUUGAGAAAAAUGUCUGGGGGGGGGCGGCGAAGACACCCCCCCCACCAUCCUUCUUGGCCCAACCUGAGGGAUCUGGGACCUUGGACUAUGUCUGGGGGUGCCCUCUGGCAGCCGGAUUGGGGAGGGGGGUGCUGAGCUGUGAAUCCCCCAGCAGGGGCAAAGCUGUGUAGCAUUAACCCCCUUGGGGGGGGAAAUCGCUGCUGGUCUAAUUUGGACCCUCCCCACUCGUGCCCGAGGGGGCCAAGGGGCAGGCCCCCCUCCUGGGCCAUUUCAAUAGGGUGGAAUGGUUUUCCUUUACUUUUUUUACUGAUAAUGGAGAUGUUUGGGCCCUGCCCUACCCACCUGUCAGUCUUGUCCUGGCCCCACCCCACCUACCUACCCCCUCCCUUGUUUUCCCCUUAGGUGAGCCCCAUCCUCACACUUCCCUUAUGUGUUAAAGUUAAUGGUUUCAGAUGUGAACAUCACGUGUUAACUGUAGCUCUGUAAAUUUUUUUGGGGGGGUGGGCAGGGAGGGAAGGUCAGAGGGUAGGGGGUCAAGGUUUGUUUGUUUACUUUUGUUUUUAUUUUCCAAAAAAAGAAAAAAGGGGUGGGUUUGUUUUUGAAGAACUGUCUUGGAUACCUAUUUAAAUGUGUGUUCUUUUUUGUUUUUUUAACAAUUUUUAAAAUAACGUUUGUGCCUCCCUGGGUCUGAGGGUGGAGGCCCCAGGCAGGAACCAGCCCACCCCCUCUGCCUUUGCCAGGGCCCCCCAAGAAUGCAUUACCCGCCCCUGGGGGGGGGUUGGGCUGUGGGAUAUCCCCACAGUGCUGAGUUUCCUGUAUGAAAACAUAAAAUUGGAAAAGAAAAAAAACUUACACAGUGAUUUCAAGUAAUAAACAGAAAAUGAAACUACUGAAUGGCGUACAGUGAAUGGAAGGGGUCUUGGCCUCGCUGGAGGGAGAGCCACUCAGGAUGGCCUUCGGGGCAGCCUUUCAGGCCUGGGAAUGAUGUGCAUGGGGGGGCCUCCCAGGGAGGGAGUUACCCAGUGGGCUAAUGCAGUGACCCACUUCCUUGGGGCAUGGGAAGUGUGUCCCAGCAGGAAGGGGCACAUAUGGGAGCUUUCACACUCCCUCAUGGCUUGGGUGAGGGUGAGCAGGAAGUUGCCUGGAGGGGGAGGAAGGGCUGUAGGCCAGUCACUUCCCGGUACCCAGGCCGGAAGUCCUGCAGGGUGUGGACAAGGGGCUGCCCGUCUGCUGUGUGCCUUGGGUGGGGCCUCAGUCCUCUUUGUUCCCAGUCCUAUAAAGGGGGCUGUGGAUGAGUCCUUUCCCACCCAAGCUCCCAGGAACCACCCGGCUCCCAGAAUCCCUGAUCCUAUUCAAGUCCAGAAUCAAACCAGGGGACCUGGUGCUAGUGUCCAAGGUCUCCUGGCAUGGCCUGACCAGGCCUGGGUGAAGUUUGGCCUUGCGUUCUAACGCUCCCCAGCCCUAACCUUCAUCAAGCCUCCAGGCUUUUGUCUGGUCAUGCCCUACGCAGGCACACCUCUCACCAGACAGCCUGGUAACUUCCUCAGUUUGUAUCUUCUCCCUACUCCCCCAUGUCUAUCUGGGACUCCCAAGGGGCCUGGCCUAGGAAGAGUCUCCCUGGGUCUCCAUCCACUUUGGGGCUGAGCACAGAAAGGACAAUCACACUACUUUAUGCAUAUAAUUCCCGACUUAAGUACUGCCGGUUAAGAGAACUAUAUUCCCAUUAUAGGUGAGGAAACUGAGGCCCAGAGAAACAUCACUAGUCCCC
Messenger RNA from Talpa occidentalis (Iberian mole), 4083 nucleotides. RefSeq names its product midnolin (gene MIDN). The record is from RefSeq and is a predicted model, not a curated record. Gene Ontology annotation, molecular function: protein binding. Lineage: Eukaryota; Metazoa; Chordata; Mammalia; Eulipotyphla; Talpidae. The coding region runs from base 1 to 1518 and encodes 505 amino acids. The transcript is spliced from 8 exons. Gene Ontology annotation, cellular component: nucleus.